Closterium sp. Yama58-4 is the source of this 1827-nucleotide messenger RNA. The record is from the annotation of a GenBank genome assembly. Lineage: Eukaryota; Viridiplantae; Streptophyta; Zygnematophyceae; Desmidiales; Closteriaceae.
AUGAUAUCACAGGCUUGGUCUACCUCACACUUCUGUAAGGCUUACACUGCUGUGAGGCUCACACUGCUCAAUCUGAGAAACAAUCUGCUCACAGGGAAGGUCCUCGAGCCCGUGCCACCAGCAAUUAAGACGUACAAGCUAGACAACAACUACUUGAGUCAGGGGUUCUCCUCCCCCCCGCCGUGCGGGCAAGGCUACAUCACGUACCACACAAACUGUGCGGCCACGCCAGCAGAGGGCCUUGCAUGUGCUGACAGCCCUCAGAAGACCGACCCUGUGUGCACUGCCUUCUGUGGUGUCAACGGCACCGCCACCCCCCCUGUGGACGCCUGCAACGGCCAUGGCGUAUGCUUCUUGGACGGCCCCAGGAACACGCCCACAUGCCUCUGUGACGAUAACUUCGUGGUUGGGGAGUUCCCUGGCAGCUGUGUGCCUGUGGCAGGUGGUACGACGGAGCAGCAGCAGACCCCCACAGCAGCCACGCUCACAGCCACUGGUGACGCCUCAGUGGAUGCUGCAACAGCCACGCUCACUCUCACGCCCGCCCAGCCGUCCAAGGCUGGCAGUGUGUUCCUGGCAGCGCGCGUGCCGCUCUUCUCCUACCAGCUCAUUGGGGACUCCUGCGGCCGCGAGCUCGCCUUCUCCUCCAACUUCUCUUUCACUCUCACCCGCUCUGCUGCCUCUGGCUCCGAAGGCUUUGCCUUUGUGGUGGCCUUUGAUGCCACCCCGCCCACAACAUCGGUGGUGGGCGGCAUGGGGUAUGCGGGGAUGGGAGCGCGCAGCGUGGCAGUGGAGUUUGACACGUCGAUGGAUGCGGGCAACAGCGACCCUGACAGGAACCACUUGGGCAUUAACACCGGCGGCAAUGUCACGUCGGUGGUCACAGCCAAGCCCAGCACCUCUCUCAAUGACGGCAAGCCCAAGCACGUGUGGAUCGAGUACGACCCUUCCUCCAGUGGCUCUCUACGUGUUUUCCUCUCCUCCCAGGCGUCCCCUCGCCCCACCACACCCCUUCUGUCGGCACGCAUCUCCCUGUGUGAGGAGCUCGCCCCCUCCCCAUCAGAGUACACCUUUGCCAUCGGCUUCACUGCUGCCUCCGCCAUUCAGCCUCAAAGCCAUGUCGUCUCCGCCUGGACCGUCUCCACCUUUGCAGCGCGGGGAUUUACCUUCAGCGAGGCGGCGCUCUCUCCGUCGGGGAUGAAUCUUUUCUUCCGCUACGCCAGCUCGGGCAGUGUCGCUGCUGAGGGUGGCCGGGACGUGUACGGCGUGCGCCCAGCAACUUCAUGGGCUAGGCCUGACUUCACAUGGCCUGUCAGGACUCAAACCGCAUGCGGCGACUGCUGGGCGUACGCAGUGGUGGGCAGCGUGGAGGCGGCGCUGGGCAUUAUCGCCAACACCUCAGCGGCGCCGGUGCUGUCAGUGGAGCAGCUGAAGGCCGCCAUGAAGGUCGGCUGCUCUGGCAGCACGCCCUCUCAGGCCUUCCAGCUGCUGCUCAAGCUGGCGCAAAAAGGAGGCGGGCUCAUGCCGGAGAGUCAGUGGGCGGCCGAGAAAGGCAAGAAGCUUGCGAAGGCAGGCAGUACCAGUAUCAGUCCUCUCUGCGCGCCGCUUAUGAAGCCACUGGCGAAGCUGUUUGGUGUGGCAUGCACCAAGGCCAAUGGCAGCCAGCUGCCCGGAGGGUUCCCUAUCAAGGGCUUUGAGUCGACGUCCUUCUACGGCUGGUUUGGGCUGCUGCUGGCCGUGCAGCGGCAGCCAGUGGUGGUGCACAUUGAGGCUUCCGCUAACACGUUCAAGAACUACGAUGGGGUGAGGCGAGCAGUGCAGUUGUGA